GGUCGACAUCCCGUUGUUGGUGCGGACUGACCCAAACAUUAAAUCAUUCUCUGACUUUCCCUCAUCGGCGGCUUUCUCUCUUCUCUUUCUAAGUGAUAGUACCAUGUCGACUUCAAACGACUUGGUAUUCGCAAUUCCCUCAACGACCUUUGUCACUACCCUCACUGCCUCCGAUCAACUCCCUCCUUGAUCACCUCACCCCUCCGACCCCCCUCAUACCAAUCUUCACCCACCGAGUCAGUCACCCACUCACUGAGAUUCCCCGCCAUCCAAGGGUUUGAAAAGAUUCUGCCACUCCGUCUCCAUCAUGUGCGGAAUUUUGGCUCUUAUCCUCGCCAAUACCUCCUCCACCUCGGCUGCCGUUGAUCUCCACGAAGCCCUCUACCUCCUCCAACAUCGUGGCCAAGAUGCCUGCGGGAUUGCGACCUGCGCCACUGGCGGAAGGAUAUACCAAUGUAAGGGUAAUGGUAUGGCGGCAAAAGUCUUCCAUGAUGGUUCAAGAAUCAUGGACCUACCAGGCUUCAUGGGUCUGGGCCAUUUGAGAUACCCCACCGCUGGGAGCAGCGCCAAUGCUGAAGCACAACCAUUUUAUGUCAACAGCCCAUACGGCAUCUGCCUGGCGCAUAACGGCAACCUCAUCAACGCUCCACAGCUGAAACGCUACUUGGACCAGACCGCUCACCGACACAUCAACACCGAAAGUGACAGUGAAUUGAUGCUCAAUAUCUUUGCCAACGAACUCAACGAAACUGGCAAGGCCCGUAUCAACAAUGACGAUGUCUUUGCCAGUCUCGGUCGCAUGUACGACCGCUGUCAAGGUGGUUGGGCAUGUACGGCCAUGAUUGCUGGCUAUGGAUUGAUUGGCUUCCGUGAUUCCUUCGGCAUUCGCCCAUUGAUCUUGGGCUCUCGGGAUUCAUUCGAUGCAGUUGGAAAAGACUAUAUGAUGGCCUCAGAAUCAGUCGCGCUGGAACAACUCGGUUUUAAGGUGGAACGGGACAUCCUGCCAGGCGAGGCGGUCAUCAUCCAAAAGGGAACCGAACCAGUUUUCCGACAAGUCCAAAAACGGAUCGAGUAUGCACCCGACAUUUUCGAAUACGUUUACUUUGCUCGGCCUGACUCGGUCAUGGACGGAAUCAGCGUCCACCGGAGUCGACAGCAUAUGGGCGUCAAGCUCGCAGAGCGUAUCAAGAAGGUGUUGAGCCCUGAAGAGCUCGCCGAGAUUGACGUGGUGAUCCCCAUUCCAGAGACCUCUGUCACCUCGGCAUCAGUAGUGGCCCAGGCCCUGGAAAAGGAAUAUUGUCAAGGAUUCGUUAAGAACAGAUACGUUUUCCGGACCUUUAUCAUGCCUGAGCAGAAAGCUCGACAGAAAGGCGUGAGACGCAAGCUUAACGCGAUGGCGAUGGAGUUCAAAGAUCGCAACGUGCUUCUUGUGGAUGACAGUAUCGUUCGAGGCACGACCAGCAGGGAGAUUGUCACCAUGGCUCGAGAAGCAGGAGCGAAAAAGGUACAUUUUGCCAGCUGUGCUCCACCCAUCACACACGCGCAUAUUUAUGGCAUCGAUUUGGCCUCUCCCUUUGAGCUGGUGGCGCACAACCACACUGGUGCUGAUGCGAUCAGCAAACACAUUGGAGCGGAUAGCGUUAUCUACCAGACUCUGGAUGAUCUCAAAGCGGCCUGUGUAGAUGCGGGAAGAGAAGGAAACAACCAGGAUGCCCCUCGGAACUUCGAGGUCGGUGUGUUCUGCGGCUCCUAUAUUACCCCAGUGGAUGAAGGUUACUUUGACCAUCUCGAGCGCAUUCGAGGGCAGACACGAAAGCUGAAAGUGAUGGACGAAGCCAGAAAGGCCAUCUCUCAGGGGGUUGCUGGGCAGGACCAGAUUCAAUUGGCAACCAGUGGUGCUGUUGUGGAUGCAGCGGGCAAGGUGGUUCCUUUGACAAACGGCACCGCAGCAAGAUCUUCUUUUGCGUCUAACGGCAAGCAUGAUCACUCUUCUAAGGAAUCACAUGAUCAUGAGAACCAUGCCGUCAGAGACAGGAUGGAUAUCAGCAUCCAUAAUUUGGGAGACUUCCAGGACUAAGUCUAACAUGAAUAGAAGCUAAUGAGGGCGGAGUUGUCGAUGGUCGAGUUAUGCAUCUAGGCGUUGGACCACAGUCCUUGGGAAGGCCUCGCACAAAGGGUUGCUUGAAGGCUUGGGUGGCUUGCAAUGCACUAGCGUAUGAUUCAAUGUGGUUUCUUCAUGAUAGGGAGGAUUUAGAGAUUCAUUCUAUGAGGAAGUCCUCAACCUGAUAUUAUUGACAUGAUUGAUAUGACCUCUCGGCGAUUAUCUGUUGGUUGUGGUGUCGCCUCUAUUGACUACUUAUACGCCCAAGACACGGUGGCGGU
Molecule: messenger RNA, 2382 nt
Organism: Exophiala mesophila
Lineage: Eukaryota; Fungi; Ascomycota; Eurotiomycetes; Chaetothyriales; Herpotrichiellaceae
Product: amidophosphoribosyltransferase
Exons: 2
Coding region: 308-2077 (589 amino acids)
Biological process (GO): purine nucleobase biosynthetic process; purine nucleotide biosynthetic process
Cellular component (GO): cytoplasm
Molecular function (GO): amidophosphoribosyltransferase activity
Source: RefSeq, a predicted model, not a curated record